UCAAGCGUGAGCUACGGAACGAAGUAGUGGCGGUGAGACGGGAACGUAGUUACCGACAGAUUGAGCUGCAAACAUGGCUCGAAAUGCAGAGAAGGCCAUGACGGCCUUGGCAAGAUUCCGACAAGCCCAGCUUGAGGAGGGCAAAGUAAAGGAAAGGAGACCCUUUCUUGCAUCCGAAUGCAAUGAAUUGCCAAAAGCAGAGAAGUGGAGACGGCAGAUCAUCAGUGAAAUUUCCAAGAAGGUUGCACAAAUUCAAAAUGCUGGUUUGGGUGAAUUUAAGAUCCGAGACUUGAAUGAUGAAAUCAACAAGCUGCUUCGAGAGAAGGGACAUUGGGAGGUUCGGAUCAAGGAGCUGGGUGGUCCUGACUAUGGGAGAGUUGGACCAAAAAUGUUGGACCAUGAAGGGAAGGAGGUACCAGGAAACAGGGGGUACAAGUAUUUUGGUGCUGCCAAAGACCUGCCUGGAGUAAGAGAGUUGUUUGAGAAAGAACCAAUGCCUCCCCCAAGAAAGACUCGAGCAGAGCUCAUGAAGGACAUUGAUGCAGAGUACUAUGGCUACAGAGACGAGGAUGAUGGAGUCUUGGUACCUUUGGAGCAGGAAUAUGAGAAACACGCCAUGGCAGAAGCUGUUGAGAAAUGGAAAGCAGAGAGAGAGGCACGGCUGGCUGGGGAAGGAGGGCCUGACAAAGAGGAGGAGGAGGAGGAAUACAUUUAUGCUGUCCGGGAAGAAGAGCACUCUGAUGAUGAGAUGAGAGACCAGACAGAGGGAGGGGAAGGAGCUCAGACGUUCAUUGCCCAUGUCCCUGUGCCCUCACAGAAGGAGAUCGAAGAAGCGUUGGUCAGAAGGAAGAAGAUGGAGCUGUUGCAAAAAUACGCCAGUGAAACCCUCAUGGCGCAGAGUGAGGAGGCCAAAACGCUGCUGGGGUUGUAGUAGACGCUGUGGGGUUGUAAGCAGACAGCGGUUUUAUACCAGUCCUCUCUGGAGAGGCAUUGACCUUAGGAGCUAAGUGACAUACAUUUGCCUUUUCCACAGAGGAACCAUGAUGAGUCUCUGACUUCCCUUGGUGUAAAAUGUCACAUAGUUCUUAUCGACAGAUUAGUAUUGAUUGGUC
This is a messenger RNA of Megalops cyprinoides (Indo-Pacific tarpon), 1112 nucleotides long. It is a transcript of the gene isy1, whose product is annotated as ISY1 splicing factor homolog. The transcript has 11 exons. The coding region runs from base 74 to 931 and encodes 285 amino acids. NCBI's taxonomy places the organism in Eukaryota, Metazoa, Chordata, Actinopteri, Elopiformes, Megalopidae. The record is from RefSeq and is a predicted model, not a curated record. Gene Ontology annotation, biological process: generation of catalytic spliceosome for second transesterification step; mRNA 3'-splice site recognition. Gene Ontology annotation, cellular component: post-mRNA release spliceosomal complex; post-spliceosomal complex; Prp19 complex.